AAAAAAAAGAAUGAAAACAAAAAAUGUAUUUUUGGUCUUAAUUUAAGUUUAGGCAUAAGGUUAACGACACUGAUAAGGUUAGGUUGAAAAUCACAUUUUAAGGAAAUUCAUUGAACAAUUAGGAGGGGUUAUGACUUCGUGGCUGUGGGAACUAGUGACGACCCUUUUCUAGUUUCGCUAGAUGUGGAGCAGUGUGAACAUAUUCCAACCAAAUCUAUUUUCGUAGAUAGCCGAACAAAAAUAAACCGAAUCAAGAUGCCUCCAAAGAAGGGAGAAGGACCAAAACAACCACCGCUGAUUGGACGCUUCGGGACUUCUUUGAAGAUUGGGAUUGUGGGAUUGCCGAAUGUUGGGAAGUCAACAUUCUUCAAUGUGCUGACCAAGAGCCAGGCCGCAGCAGAGAAUUUCCCCUUCUGCACUAUCGACCCCAACGAGAGCAGAGUACCCAUCCCUGACGAACGCUAUGACUACCUCUGCACCUUCCACAAGCCCCUCAGUAAAGUCCCAGCGUUUCUGAAUGUGGUGGACAUAGCUGGGCUGGUGAAAGGUGCUCAUGCUGGACAAGGACUGGGCAACGCCUUCCUGUCUCACAUUAGUGCCUGCGACGGCAUCUUCCACAUGACACGUGCAUUUGAGGAUGAGGACAUCAUCCAUGUGGAGGGUAACGUGGACCCAGUGAGGGACAUUGAGAUAAUCCAUGAGGAGCUACGGCUGAAAGAUGAGGAGUCUCUUGGACCAAUCAUAGAUAAGUUGGAGAAGACCGCUGUCAGAGGAGGAGACAAGAAACUCAAACCUGAAUACGACAUCAUGUUGAAGGUAAAGAACUGGAUUUCCGAGGAGAAGAAACAUGUCCGCUUCUACAAUGACUGGAACGAGAAGGAGAUAGAUGUGCUGAACAAAUACCUGUUCCUCACGUCCAAGCCCAUGAUCUACCUGGUCAACCUCUCAGAGAAGGACUACAUCAGGAAAAAGAACAAGUGGCUGAUUAAGAUUAAGGAGUGGGUCGAUGCCCAUGACCCAGGGGCUAUGGUCAUACCAGUGAGUGGAGGUCUUGAGGCCAAACUACAGGACAUGACCGACGAGGAGAAGGACAAAUACUGUGAGGAGGCGAAGACUCAGAGUGUACUGACUAAGAUCAUUAAGACGGGCUAUGCAGCUCUGCAGUUGGAAUAUUUCUUCACAGCGGGACCAGACGAGGUUAGAGCGUGGACUGUCAGGAAAGGCAGCAAGGCGCCCCAGGCGGCAGGGAAGAUCCACACUGACUUUGAGAAAGGUUUCAUCAUGGCAGAGGUCAUGAAGUUCCAGGACUUCAAAGAAGAGGGCACCGAGAAUGCUGUCAAGGCUGCUGGGAAGUACAGGCAGCUGGGCAGGAACUACAUCGUGGAGGACGGAGACAUUAUAUUUUUCAAAUUCAACACACCCAAUGCACCCAAGGCAGCGAAGAAGUGAUGGGACCAAUGCGACCAGUACAAUAACAUAGGGUUUUUGUGUCCCGUCUCAAUUUGUCCUCGAGGGCCGCAGUGUCUGUUGAUUUUUCUCCCCUCUCCCUGGUAUUAUGAAUGAGAAGAUAAGAAUUAAUCAUUCUAAUUCUAUGUAUGGUAGGAUGAAAAUUGAGUGCACACUGUAACCAUUGAGGUCCUGACCAGGUCCUAACGUGUUUUCUGGUCAGGUUAUUUUAUCAGGAAAAACUCUGGGCCCUAGUCAGGACUGAUCGGAACAUGGAGGGACCAUUAUUAUUAUUUUAAGUAAAGUAGGCAUCUCUGACCGUGCCUGACCAGAAACCACCAACGUGACUUUUAGCUUGGGACCCUGAUUAUCGCACCUACCAAUACACUAUUAUAUUAAAUCUAUAUCUUUGCCCACCUCACACAAGACAUUGCAGCCACAUUGUGAAUAAGAGGAAGAUAUAAAUCAGUCUUCUGACACCCCUGACCACGUUCAUAUUUGUGGAGGAGACUAUUGCUUUCAUUUGCUCUGGUUACAAAAGGAAAACAUCAACGAGCUAGCUUGCUACUUAGCUAAACAAUGGAAGGUGCACAAUCCAUGGCAGCUAGCUGGCAAACAAGCUACCUUCUCUAUAAAUUAGCUUGACGUGCUAGAAAUGAAUAGAAGUUGAGUAAAAAGUUACUAAAAUAAACGUUAUCUUCUGAAUCAAUGUCUUUAUCAUGUAUUGAAUGUAGAAGUUUUAGUUUAAUCUCCUUCCCAAAAAACGCAAUCUCAGACUGUCAGUGAAUUAGGUUGUCUCCAUGGUACCCAGACAAUUUCUGCCAUAUAGUACAUGCCUUCAAACGACCAUAAAACCAAUCUAAGUAUGCCCUUACCUAAGGAAAGCGUUUGAGGGACUCUAUGUAACACUCCAAUUCCCUUAGGCAAGGGGAAAUUAUGAGUUUUGUGCAACUGGGCCCGGGCCUGACAAGCAUUUUCAUGGAAACGCAUGUACUGCAACCACAAUAUGGGUCAACAAUACACUCAAUAAAACAAGACAACAGAUUCC
This is a messenger RNA of Oncorhynchus mykiss (rainbow trout), 2494 nucleotides long. RefSeq names its product obg-like ATPase 1. Gene Ontology annotation, cellular component: cytoplasm. Gene Ontology annotation, molecular function: ATP binding; ATP hydrolysis activity; GTP binding. The record is from RefSeq and is a predicted model, not a curated record. NCBI's taxonomy places the organism in Eukaryota, Metazoa, Chordata, Actinopteri, Salmoniformes, Salmonidae.